This is a messenger RNA of Ilyonectria robusta, 234 nucleotides long. RefSeq lists its product as uncharacterized. The annotation marks the transcript as partial. The record is from RefSeq and is a predicted model, not a curated record. The transcript has a single exon. NCBI's taxonomy places the organism in Eukaryota, Fungi, Ascomycota, Sordariomycetes, Hypocreales, Nectriaceae.
GACUUCAGCAACGGCUUGCGGACAGCGCCACCGAUGGCCACCUUCAACGCCGAAUUCGACUUUGAGGGCCUCCUCUUCGGGUCGGGCUCGAUGAUAAACCCCAAUGCCCUCCAUUACAAUGAUUCGCCGCAAUCGAUGGCCAUGGAACAUGCCUCACCAUUCGCGCCGUCCUGGAAUGAGAUGCCCGCGAGCCAAACCCUCGACGAUGGUUUUGAAUGGUUGACUGGAUUCGAG